AUGGUUUCUGCCAAGAAGGUCCCCGCGAUCGCGAUGUCCUUCGGGGUCAGUUUCGCCCUCCUGCACUUCCUGUGCCUGGCGGCUUGUUUAAACGAAUCCCCAGGACAGAACCAAAAAGAGGAGAAAUUAUGCCCAGAAAAUUUUACCCGCAUCCUGGACAGUUUACUCGAUGGUUAUGACAACAGGCUGCGUCCCGGAUUUGGGGGUCCUGUUACAGAAGUGAAAACUGACAUAUAUGUCACUAGCUUUGGACCUGUUUCUGAUGUUGAAAUGGAAUACACAAUGGAUGUGUUCUUCAGACAGACAUGGAUUGACAAAAGACUAAAAUAUGAUGGCCCCAUUGAAAUUUUGAGAUUGAACAAUAUGAUGGUAACAAAAGUAUGGACUCCUGAUACUUUCUUCAGGAAUGGAAAGAAAUCUGUCUCACAUAAUAUGACAGCUCCAAAUAAGCUUUUUAGAAUUAUGAGAAAUGGCACAAUUUUAUACACAAUGAGACUCACCAUAAGUGCAGAAUGUCCCAUGAGAUUGGUGGACUUCCCCAUGGAUGGCCAUGCCUGCCCCUUGAAAUUUGGGAGCUAUGCCUAUCCGAAGAGUGAGAUGAUUUAUACCUGGACAAAAGGUCCUGAGAAAUCAGUAGAAGUUCCAAAGGAGUCUUCCAGCUUAGUUCAAUAUGACUUGAUUGGGCAAACCGUAUCAAGUGAAACUAUCAAAUCCAUCACGGGUGAAUAUAUUGUUAUGACGGUUUACUUUCACCUCAGACGGAAGAUGGGUUAUUUUAUGAUUCAAACAUACAUUCCCUGUAUUAUGACAGUAAUUCUUUCUCAAGUUUCAUUCUGGAUAAAUAAGGAAUCAGUUCCAGCUAGGACUGUAUUUGGAAUAACCACAGUCCUGACCAUGACCACGCUGAGCAUCAGUGCACGGCAUUCUUUACCCAAAGUGUCCUAUGCGACUGCCAUGGAUUGGUUCAUAGCUGUCUGCUUUGCUUUUGUAUUUUCGGCCCUUAUUGAGUUUGCUGCCGUCAACUACUUUACCAAUGUUCAAAUGGAAAAAGCCAAAAGGAAGACAUCAAAAGCCCCCCAGGAAAUUUCAGCUGCUCCAGUGCUGAGAGAAAAGCAUCUUGAAACACCUCUGCAGAACACCAACGCCAAUUUGAGCAUGAGAAAAAGAGCCAACGCCUCGGCUCACUCUGAACCUGAUGUUGGCAGCAGGGCUGAUGUGGGAAACCAUUCUAGCAAGUCUUCCACGGCUGCUCAAGGGUCUUCUGAAGCCACACCACAGUCUUACUUAGCUUCCAGUCCAAACCCAUUUAGCCGUGCAGAUGCAGCUGAAACUAUAUCUGCCGCAAGAGCGAUUCCAUCUGCUCUUCCUUCUACUCCUAGAAGAACUGGGCGUGUGCCCCGACAGGUCCCAGCUGGAUCUGCUUCAACCCAGCCUCUGUUUGGAUCAAGACUGCAGCGAAUUAAGACCACAGUUAAUAGCAUAGGGACUUCUGGGAAGCUGUCAGCCACUACUGCCCCCUCUGCUCCACCACCGUCUGGAUCUGGCACGAGUAAAAUAGACAAAUAUGCCCGCAUUCUCUUUCCAGUAACAUUUGGGGCAUUUAAUAUGGUCUAUUGGGUUGUUUACUUAUCUAAGGACACUAUGGAGAAAUCAGAAAGUCUAAUGUAA
Rangifer tarandus platyrhynchus (Svalbard reindeer) is the source of this 1668-nucleotide messenger RNA. The record is from the annotation of a GenBank genome assembly. NCBI's taxonomy places the organism in Eukaryota, Metazoa, Chordata, Mammalia, Artiodactyla, Cervidae.